CCAUGAUUCGCCAGAUAAGGAUUCUGAGGUAUUUGCACCAGCACGCCCUCAGAGUCGCGUCGAAAUACUCGCACUCGACAAUCAUGUCCUUCUGUCGACCCUCCAUGGAGAAACACUACAAGUUCAUCCUGUGUGCUUGACUAACAUUCCCAGCCCAACCUAGCAGGUAUUACAAGUCGUUCCUGCUGAUUGUCGUGAUUUGAUAUUUAGCCAACAACCGUCCAAUACUAACUGAGUCUCCAUUUUCUCGCUGGUCGUGUCCAACCUGUUGAGGAUGCAAGAAGAAUCCGAUCACUUCUCUCCCUACAGGGCAGAUGGGAAGUUAUAUGGCUUUGUGUGCGUGGUUACAGGCGCAAAUAUGCCAGUGGGAUCAGCCAUUGUAACAGAAUUAGCAGCACACGGCGCAGCCUGUAUCUACGCAUGUACAACAGCGACCAAUGACCACGAGCCUUCAAGCCCGCAGAGCUCCCUGCUGACGAACCUGUAUCCAAACACUAAAGUCAUCGACUAUCCCUACUCGAUAUCUUCGGAACAAGAUACCCUGACCCUGAUCGACGAGGCUCUCAACACGUGGGGUCGAAUAGACGUCUGGGUGUGUUCGUCCGGGUUACUGGGUCCUCCGUCGAUCGACCUGACCACACCCGCCGAUCUACAAAAAUGUUUCGAGACGAACAGCCUCGCUCCGUUCUUUGCGCUCAAGUACGCACCUCACGCGAUGCAAAAGACCUCUCCGAAAGGAGGGUACGCGAACGCAGCACCGAAAGAUCAAGGAUAUGGCAGUAUCAUAGUGGUCACGAGCACGGCCAGUACAUACGGCGGAUGCUGGGGCCCUUGCUACACGAUGAGUUCACAUGCCGCGUUGGGUGUCGUGAGGGCGGGUGUGACGGUGCUCAAGGGCUCAGGCGUGCGUAUCAAUGCUAUCAGUCCAGGCCAGAUCGACGUUGGGGUCAGUCUGGGAGGCGGAUCGGAUACUGCUGACAUGACUGGUGUGAUGAUGAACAGCAAUGUACAACUACCGCCUGCCGCUUUGCAAACUCCGGCUGCGCAGAAACAGAAUAUCGGAUUGGAGAGGGCUGGACGGCCUGCUGAGGUUGCAAGAGUGGCAGGGUUCCUCGCGUCUGGUUUCAGUAGUUAUAUCACGGGAAGUAACAUGGUCGUUGAUGGAGGGGCAAGUGUCAUGUGUCCUUUGAUGGUUCCGAUAUAGAA
Exophiala oligosperma is the source of this 1206-nucleotide messenger RNA. RefSeq lists its product as uncharacterized. The record is from RefSeq and is a predicted model, not a curated record. Gene Ontology annotation, biological process: phytol metabolic process. The coding region runs from base 275 to 1204 and encodes 309 amino acids. Gene Ontology annotation, molecular function: trans-2-enoyl-CoA reductase (NADPH) activity. Gene Ontology annotation, cellular component: peroxisome. Lineage: Eukaryota; Fungi; Ascomycota; Eurotiomycetes; Chaetothyriales; Herpotrichiellaceae. The transcript has 2 exons.